AUGGAUUUGAACGCUGUCAGUGAAAAGAGAUUGUUGCAACUGAAUGAGUUAGAUGAAUUCCAUAUGGAAGCAUAUGAAAAUGCAAGGCUCUACAAAGAGCGAACCAAAAAGUGGCAUGACAUGCAUAUUCUAAGACUCAAGCUCUUCCCAAGAAAAUUAAGGACAAGGUGGUUGGGUCCCUAUACAGUCACUAAGGUGUUACAAUACGGAGCUAUAAAAGUCGGCCAUGAAACUAAGGGUACUUUGAUAGUUAACGGGCAAAGACUGAAACACUACUGGGGCGGUGACUUCUCUAAGAAAAAGUCCACCGUUCAACUCGGGACACCAGAAUGA
Olea europaea var. sylvestris is the source of this 333-nucleotide messenger RNA. RefSeq lists its product as uncharacterized. The transcript is spliced from 2 exons. The coding region runs from base 1 to 333 and encodes 110 amino acids. NCBI's taxonomy places the organism in Eukaryota, Viridiplantae, Streptophyta, Magnoliopsida, Lamiales, Oleaceae. The record is from RefSeq and is a predicted model, not a curated record.